Messenger RNA from Thlaspi arvense, 804 nucleotides. The record is from the annotation of a GenBank genome assembly. NCBI's taxonomy places the organism in Eukaryota, Viridiplantae, Streptophyta, Magnoliopsida, Brassicales, Brassicaceae.
GAUUCACGAUCUCCUUCACCCCGCAGAGAACAACAACGCAGGCCCCAGUCCAGAUCGAGAUCCAGGUCCAUGCCGAGGGAGAGGUCUAGGUCAAGGUCUUUGCCGAGGGCGAGGUCUAGGUCAAGGUCUUUGCCAAGGCCUAUAUCUCCAUCAAGAGGCCGUGGAAGGUCAAGGUCAAGAAGCCGUGGAAGGUCUGACAUUGAAAACCCUGGUACCACUCUCUAUGUGACUGGACUAUCUACAAGGGUCACUGACAAGGAUCUUGAAGCACAUUUCUCCAAGGAAGGGAAGGUUGCGUCAUGUUUUCUUGUGAUGGAGCCGCGCACCCGCGAGUCUCGUGGUUUCGCCUUUGUUACGAUGGAUAGCCUCAAAGAUGCUGAGCGGUGCAUUAAAUAUCUCAACCAGUCUGUACUAGAAGGCCGAUACAUAACUGUCGAAAGGUCCCGAAGAAAGCGCCCGAGAACUCCCACCCCAGGCCACUAUCUUGGCUUGAAAAACUCCAGAGACAAUGAUUGCUUACUGUUCUGUGAUAUUUUGCUGUUGUGGAAAAAGACCGAGAAGGCCGUAGCAGUCGAGGGAGGCACAACGAUCGUGAUGAUUAUGGACACCGUAGGUCACCAAGACGCGACUAUUCACCUCGCGAUGCAAGGAGGUCACCAAGACGUGACUAUUCACCUCGUGGUGGGAGAAGUUCUAGAAGAGAUCGGUCUUACUCUCCUUAUGGAAGAAGCCCAGAGAGAAGGUCAGAGAGAAGGUAUCAACCUCGUGGCGCGAGAUGACCUCUUUAGCUCUCUUGACAAGUGA